Molecule: messenger RNA, 1775 nt
Organism: Dinoponera quadriceps
Lineage: Eukaryota; Metazoa; Arthropoda; Insecta; Hymenoptera; Formicidae
Exons: 6
Coding region: 139-1419 (426 amino acids)
Source: RefSeq, a predicted model, not a curated record
CUGAGCUGGAGUGAUAGCGACCUACAAGAAGCCGUAGAGACGUGAUCAGAGAAGGAUGGCCUGUAGGACGUAAACUACAUAGUAUUGUUAACGUUUACAAACGGGAUUGCGGGACAGCGCAUACGUAUUGAUACAAUCAUGGCUGAAAAGAAAAAUGACGACUUGAGUCUAGUGAGUGACAAGUUUACCGAGGAAGUUCUGACGGAUAUUCUCUGUAAGACUUCCGGCAAAAAGGUGCAACUUACGGAUUGGAAAUUUGGUGAAGGAUUUACCAAAGGUGACAACUACUUGUCAACUGUUACCAAAGGUACAUUAUAUGGUGUUACGGAUGAAGAGGUGAAACAAGAGGUACAAGUUAAUUUUGUUGUAAAGUCCAUUCCGAAGAAUGUCGGCCGCAGGAUCACUUUUAGAAGCGCAGAUUUCUUCUCCAAUGAGAUUAUCUUCUACACGCAGAUAGUUCCUAAGUUUGAGAAAUUCCUGAAGGAGAAAGGACAGAGUGAUCUGUUGCGCAUACCUCGUCACCUAGCCUCUUAUAUGGAUGGUGUAAAUGAUUUUAUAGUGAUGGAAGACCUAUCUAUCCUAGGAUUCGGGCCUGCUUCAAAGCAGAACUGUAUAGAUUUGGCAGAAUGCAGUGUGAUCUUGGAGUCAUUGUCAAAAUUUCAUGCUAUUUCGUUUGCGUUCAGGGAUCAAAGGAAAGAGGAGUUUGCAGAGAUGAUCAACUGUUUGAAAGAAACUUAUUUUGGUAAACAUAACUGGGACUGGUACCAAAAAUUCCACAGAAGGCUGUUAGAUAUAGCUAAACAUGCGCUAUCCAUUGAGUAUCCUGACAGUAAAGCUUUGAAGCAAUUUAAUUCCUACAAGUUUGGUGCGCUCUAUGAUAUAUGUUCGGAAUUGGUGUGUCAGAAGAAACACGUUCCCUCAUCUGUCAUAUGUGCGGGUGACUGUUGGGCUCCGAACUUUUUAGUUCGGAACACUGGCCAGAAUCAGAAGGAAGCGUUAUUACUCGAUUUCCAGUUAGCACGUACCGCCAGUGCUAUCACGGACUUAUCAUUCCUCAUUUAUUCGUGCACUCAAAAAUCGUUUCGAGAUCAACAUUUUGACAAUAUCUUGAAAACUUAUCAUUCCUUGUUGAGCGAUGCUAUUAAAACUCUCGGAUCUGACCCGGAAAAGAUUUAUCCGUGGGACUUGUUCAUGAAAGAAGUGAAGGAGAAUUUUGUCUUUGGUAUGGUCUUCUCAAUCGAAGCGGUUCCAUUCGCUUUAUUGGAUCCGUCUGAAUCGUUUGACUUGGAUGUUCUUGUCAAAGGUGACAAGGCGGUGAAUAUUGUCGAUAUAUGGGUCCUAGAUGACAUUAAAACAUCAAGUGGAAGGCGGAGAUUAACGGAUAUUAUAGUUCAUGCUGUUGAACAUGGAUAUUUAUAACGUCGAUAUUUACAAGAAAACGUCUUUCUAGAGAAUUAGUGUUGAUAGCAUGAAGUGAUCAAACGUACGACUGACGUAUUUCAGGAAAAAAAAUUGUAUUUUUAAUAGCAGUUUCCGAGCGAUUGUAUCAUUACUUAGAAAUUGAUAUUGUAUAAUUCGCAAGAAUUAGACAACGAAACGCUUCAUUUUGACUAUUUAUACAAACAGUAUGAAUUUAGUUCCUGGCUCUCCACGAGAGGUCUCCGUAGUCCACUACUGGCUUUUAAAAUGAAGUGCACUCACGUGCUUGGAAAAUGACGUUUUUAUACAUAAUCUUUAUUAAAUGUGCUUGCAUUAAAUAAAAUAGAGACAAUCUA